Messenger RNA from Malania oleifera, 1175 nucleotides. Its product is annotated as protein PARTING DANCERS. The transcript has 8 exons. NCBI's taxonomy places the organism in Eukaryota, Viridiplantae, Streptophyta, Magnoliopsida, Santalales, Ximeniaceae. Gene Ontology annotation, biological process: resolution of meiotic recombination intermediates. Bases 211 to 957 code for a protein of 248 amino acids. The record is from RefSeq and is a predicted model, not a curated record.
AACAAGGUGUCCCAUUAUAAUGCUUAGGGGGUAAAAAACCCCACCUUCAAAAUUUUUUAAUUUUUUUUUUUAUGCCUAAUUUAUGACUCCACAGGUUUGGCGCCUUCUUUGUUUUUGUUUUUUGUUUUCAAAUCACAUGAGCUGAGCUGAAGGAUUCCACAACUCUCUCACUUUCUCGCGUUUUUUCUCCCUUCACUACGAACUCUGAAGAUGGCGAACGUCGCACCAAGUUACAGCGAUCGAACGCCUCAAAUUCCGUUUAAUUCAUCAAAUUCAGGUGCUGGGGUUUGUAUGAUGAGCAAAAGAUGGAGAGAUGAACAACAUCCAUCCUUUAUAAACUUCAUUUCCUCUUUCCUAAAUGCAAACUCUUUUCGGCUCAACUUGGUCCCAAUUACCCCUGAUUUCAUUUUCAAUUGUGGGGGUUUAUCGGUGGCAUUUGUUUUUGUGACAAACUGGGACUCUAGUAAUAUAUCUUCUAUAUUUAAUAGAGUUCAGAUAUUGAAGGGGCAGUUUGCAAAUCUCUACAUUGUUGUCACCAUCCCAACUAAAGAGCAAAAUGAUUCUUUUGUUCGAUCUUAUUUCAAGUACGGGAUGGAACUUGGAAGGCCAACAUUUGUGCCAGUUCAAGACUUAGAGAUGGGCUUCGAGAAGAUGGUGAAGAUAGCUCAUGCUCGUGGGGAAUGUAAGCGGCAUGAUGUCAUGUCCAAAUUGAAGGCUGAGAGAGAGAACUUAGUGCAAGGGAUGGAUGCUUUUCUUAAAGUGCUGACGACCAUACCCGGCAUUGAUUCCCAUGAUGCAAACAUGCUCAACCAAGCAAUUGGUUCGAUUGAAGCAAUAGCCAAGGCAUCAAAAGAAUGUAUUUUGGAAUGUACAGACCUCUCAGCUGAGAAGGCAGAGAAGAUCGCAAGGUUUUUCAGAGAUCCAAAGUUUUACCUUAGCACCAAAACCAUGGGAUAAACAGUUAUGAGCUUGAUGACAGAUGUUUUCUCUUGAUAAAUCUCUUGAGCUGCACAUGGUUCAUGAUUUCUCCCAUUGGGACAGGUGUUUUAAUACUGAUGCUAUGUUUCAUUUUAUCUUGUAGGAUUUCUCACAUUGGGAUAGGUGUUUUAAUACUGAUGUAUGUUUCAUUUUACUUCAGCUUUGUAUAUAUAAAAAAAGAACAUAAACUUUGCCAA